Molecule: messenger RNA, 3408 nt
Organism: Bubalus bubalis (water buffalo)
Lineage: Eukaryota; Metazoa; Chordata; Mammalia; Artiodactyla; Bovidae
Gene: ATAT1
Product: alpha tubulin acetyltransferase 1
Exons: 9
Coding region: 65-955 (296 amino acids)
Biological process (GO): alpha-tubulin acetylation
Cellular component (GO): microtubule
Molecular function (GO): tubulin N-acetyltransferase activity
Source: RefSeq, a predicted model, not a curated record
UUUGACCCUAGACCUUGUGGGGUUGAUCGGGGCUUGAAUCUGCCACCUUUCACCGCUUGGCCCAAUGUGUGGUCCCAACCGAAGGAUAUGGUUGACCUGCCCUUCCUGCUUCCCCACUGUAAUUUUAAUGGAGAAGGGAGUGUACCACCCUGAAAAGAGUGUUGAUCUGCAGCAGCAAAUUAUGACCAUUGUAGAUGAGCUGGGCAAGGCCUCUGCUAAGGCCCAGCAUCUUCCUGCUCCCAUAACCAGUGCAUCCAGGAUGCAGAGUAAUCGCCACGUUAUGUAUAUACUCAAAGAUACUUCAGCUCGACCGGCUGGAAAAGGAGCCAUUGUUGGCUUUCUUAAAGUUGGAUAUAAGAAACUCUUUGUACUGGAUGAUCGUGAGGCUCACAAUGAGGUAGAACCACUUUGCAUCUUGGACUUUUACAUCCAUGAAUCACUUCAACGCCACGGCCACGGACGAGAACUCUUCCAGCAUAUGUUGCAGAAAGAGCGAGUUGAACCACACCAACUGGCCAUUGACAGACCCUCCCAGAAGCUGCUGAAGUUCCUGAAUAAACACUACAACCUGGAGACCACCGUCCCACAGGUGAACAACUUUGUGAUCUUCGAAGGCUUCUUUGCCCAUCAGCAUCCUCCAGCAAGGAAGCUGCCACCCAAGCGAGCAGAGGGAGACAUAAAGCCAUACUCCUCUAGUGACCGAGAAUUUCUGAAGGUAGCUGUGGAGCCUCCAUGGCCCCUGAACAGGGCCCCUCGCCGUGCGACUCCUCCAGCCCACCCACCCCCUCGCUCCAGCAGCCUGGGAAACUCACCAGAACGGGGCCCCCUCCGCCCCUUUGUGCCAGAGCAGGAGCUGCUGCGUUCCCUGCGCCUCUGCCCCCCACACCCCACCGCCCGCCUUCUGCUUGCUACUGACCCUGGGGGCAGCCCUGCCCAGCGGCGCCGCACCAGGUAACAGGAGCUGGAGAGUUAGGGAGCCUCAGGACUGUCAGGGCAGUUAGAAAUGGCAGAGGGCAGUGUAAAUCAGAGACAUGAAGCAGUGGGACAGGAGGAUUGGAGACUCCUAAGACGUUUUGAGAAUAUACUGGAAGAUACGUGUGGAAAUGGUCUGGAAAUAAAUUACAGUUAAGGAGCAAAAUAGGACUUCGGGGGAGCCUAGGGACACUAGUGCCUAGAGGAAGGUUAGAAAGAACGCAGACCCACUGGUGGGAGGGGGCGGGAAAUUGUGGUUUAACACUUGCUGGGAGGGGGCAGGGUCUCUGACAGCCUGGGGAGCCACUGGCCCCGGCUCAGUGCCUUGUGUGGCAGGAGCCCACCCCGGCAGGCAGGGACUGGGCCUCUCCUUUAUUUCUCUCCCCAGCUUUCUCUUCACCUCUGACUUCUCUUUCUGUUUUUCUCUCCCCUCCAUUUUCCCUCUCCCCCUCUCCUGUCCAUAACAUCCUUCCCCAGUUCCCUUCCCCGCUCUGAUGAGAGUCGAUACUGACAGACUGCUAACCCCCCUCCCCUCCCUGGGAGACCUGGCGAGGGUGGAGACCCUUCUCCCUGAGAACCCCAGACCCAGUCUCCCACUGCAUCCCCCAGCAUCUAGGGGGACUUGACAAGAACCCGUAGGAUUCCCUUUACCCCUUUCUUGGACAACUGGGUGGUCAGGGUCCCAGGUGGCCUAACACUUCAUAGCUUUUCUUACCACAGAAAGCAGCCCUUCUCUCCUAACUUGGGCUCUGAACACUCCCACAGACAGCCCGAUUUGCUGCCAGGCCUCUUGGUUGGGCAGCUCAUACUAAUUAUCCAGAGAAGCACACUCUUGCUUGCUGUCAGAUUCUAGAACAUCAUGGAAAGUCCAAAGGCCUCCUCUGCCAGGGAAACCUUUGUAAAAGAGUCUUGUGCAUGGAAUAACUCCUGUAGUCCCUCUACACUGUCUGCUGGUAGCUCUAAUACUGCUUUGUGCUACCGGCUGCAGCUACCCUAUCAGCCUGCUGACGCCAACCACUGAACGAACUGUGCUUCAUAGCAGUCCAGUCAGGUAGGACAGGGACUUACCAGCUCCCCACGGGAUCCACUCAACAUUGCCAAACUCUUAAUCUCCACAUUUCAUGUAUGUGUUAAUCUGUCGGGACCCCUGAGCUGAUGUCUGCUGUGGGACUCUAGAUUCAUCACGCUUCUAUAGAUACUACCACCUCCCUAGGUCCAGGUUCUCUGAAGGAGUCUGUUUCUUGGCAGUAGAUCCCAACCAACACCCUGGGAUCACUCUUAGCCAAGUUUCAGCAGCUAAGCCUGAGUUUCAAGGCUCUUUUAGCUCCUGGAAUACCCUCUCACAUCCAUCCCUCCCCGGUAGCUAGAUAUACUGAUAGAUUCCUGUCUUGUGAGAUUGUCUUGAUGAUGAUGGGGGAACUCUUCCUCUGGCCUUCCUCUCUUCUUUCCUCCAUAGCAAGAAUCCUCCCCUGCUCCAUACCCAGGCUAUAGAAAUCCUUUCCCUCCCUACCCUCUGGAUGUGUGCUAGUUCAGGUACCCCACUGUGUUCCCCCAAAUCCUUGGGAGCAGGAUCUCCCUCUUUUCUGACUCACUCCUCCUUUUUCUUCUCCCUCUCAGUGUUGUCUGAAUAAAGCGUGAACUCUUUUGUGUUUUUUAAAUGGACAUUUUCAAUGAAAAAAAAACAAAAAACAAACCUUAAGGUCUCAGCCUCGUUUGUGCGUCACCCUGUAUUUUCCUGGGCUCUCAGGACAUCUGGCCCACUUCUUCACCUCUGAGAUCUGCAGAUCUUCCAGCAAGGAGGCUUAGAGCUCCCCUCGCAGGAUCUGGUGUCUGCCUGUCCCCAUCUUCACUGCUGGAUUUUCUCCUGCAGAUUCUGUCUCCUCUAAUGUAGACACUGGAUCCCUCCAUUUAGGCUUCUGUAUCUGUUCCUCCAUUCUCUCCAGAAACCUCUAGCUCUCCCUCUAGUAACUCCUACUGUUUACCCCGGGCCAGCCCUUGCUGAGAUGUUAAGAUUUACUAACAUCUCUAGGAGCCAAUUAAUUGCCUUCUGAUAACAAUCCCCUAAUUGUUUCUUGGAUUAUUCUUCUCUAAACCCUUGGAUCUCUUUCUCAAGACAAUCCUUUUCCUAAAUUCAGCCUUGCCACUCCCUCUUCCCCUCUGGCUAAGGUAUCCCAUAAUUAAGGUAAACGUGUUUUCCAACUCAAAACAUCAGAGCACCUGGUUCAGCAAAAUUUUGCCUUUAUGUGAAUCCAUUUUUUGUUUUUGGCUGCACUGUGUAGCUUGUGGGAUCUUAAUGUCCCAACCAGGAAUGGAACCUGUGCCCCCUGCAGGGGAAGCACAGAGUCCUAGCCACUGGACCACCAGGGGAUUCUCCUGAAUCUUUUUAUAACAUGAUUUCGAUCACAGUUAACCUUAUGGUUAACACAUUGCCUCAAC